Molecule: messenger RNA, 1755 nt
Organism: Sapajus apella (tufted capuchin)
Lineage: Eukaryota; Metazoa; Chordata; Mammalia; Primates; Cebidae
Gene: IL26
Product: interleukin 26
Exons: 6
Coding region: 477-992 (171 amino acids)
Source: RefSeq, a predicted model, not a curated record
UUCCUGGGGCUGCCCAUUUCCACCUCCUUGUUAAAUUUUUCUGGGAUUCUGGUUAGAAAAGGAGAUUUUUCACAUGGGGUUAAAAAAUUAUGACACAGCCCCCUGGAAAUUAUACUUUUUAAUUGGCUUGACGUGGCUUUUAAAAUAAUGCAAGCCGCUGUGACAGGCAACUGAAGUUCUGAUUUUUUUUGGAAAUGAGAACCCAGUCUUACCAGUAAGCCUGAGCUUUUAAAUCAUGUCAGUUGAUGGUAUGAUCAGCGUUUUUUGAUUAUGAAGCAAGCUCUAAAGAAUAAUAAAAAAAAAAAAUAGAACAACCAAAGUGAUCUUCCUCUAUACAAACUGUAAAUUAUCUUUCACAGCACCUCAUUGGACUGGUGGCUUUGAGGGCUAUGUUAAGUAGGUUAUCCUCUCAUCUAACCAGCACUAGUAUCGCUUGGGCCGCUGUGAGUGACACACGCUUAGUGGAGUGAAGGGAAAUGCUGGUGAAUUGCAUUUUGAGGUGUGGGCUGCUGUUAGUCACUCUGUCUCUUGCCAUUGCCAAGCACAGGCAAUCUUCCUUCAGCAAAAGUUGUUACCCAAGGGGGACACUGUCCCAAGCUGUUGACGCUCUCUAUAUCAAAGCAGCAUGGCUCAAAGCAACGAUUCCAGAAGACCGCAUUAAAAAUAUACGAUUAUUAAAAAAGAACACAAAAAAGCAAUUUAUGAAAAACUGCCAAUUUCAAGAACAGCUUCUGUCCUUCUUCAUGGAAGACGUUUUUGGUCAACUCCAGUUGCAAGAUUGCAAGAAAAUACACUUUGUGGAAGACUUUCAUAGCCUUAGGCAGAAAUUGAGCCAUUGUAUUUCCUGUGCUUCAUCAGCUAGAGAAAUGAAAUCCAUUACCAGGAUAAAAAGAAUAUUUUAUGGGAUUGGAGAAAAAGGAAUCUACAAAGCCAUCAGUGAACUGGAUAUUCUUCUUUCCUGGAUUAAAAAAUUCUUGGAGAGCAGUCAGUAAACAAAAGCCAACAUGCUAGAAUUUCUUGGUAUGCAAGGGGUACCUACCAGAUCACAGCAAAUAAGAUACACAAAGUACCUAACUGCUUGGAAUGAUUUACCAGGAAUGCCUUUGACAGGAAACCGAAGCCAUGAAGACCACAAGUAACCAAGAUCAAAUGAUGCUGAGUCUUGAUAACAAGGUGCUGUGCAAUUAGAAAAGUUCAUAGAAGCCAAAUAAAAGUCUAAAUGCAGCUCAAAUUUCACCACAGUCAACUUUUUGUAAUGUCUAAAAAAGCCAUCUACAUACUCAUAAAGGAGUAAUAUGGCCUAAAAAUUGUUCUGCAUUAAAGGAACUCUGCUCUGUGCUCUUGGCAUACAGCACAGAAAACAGUAGUCAUUUCUGAUGGGACGUCCUGGGCCACCAGCCAGUUCACUCCCACAAGGCUUUCAUUGUGCCCCUGCUGCACACCGACAGUUCUGGGACUUGGCACCUUUUGUGUUAAUAGGUGGGACUUCCCCAAGGUCUUCAUGGACUAUGUCCCUGGCAGCUUUUCCCUUCAUUGCUUUCCCACCAUCUAGUUCUCUGUUUCAGUCAUGUGGUCAUUAGGUUGUUCACUAAGAACUGCCCUCUCUUCACUGAUUUCAUAUUCCAAAGUGAUCCCUUUCUGCUUUUUCCCCAUCAACACACUAUGGUCCCAUGUCUGAUCUCUUCUGGAGAUCUCAUUCCUACACAAGUACACAGGACAGGAAAGGUGUGGGGAACUGCAGGGCAUUGGUGAGGA